Molecule: messenger RNA, 2181 nt
Organism: Effrenium voratum
Lineage: Eukaryota; Dinophyceae; Suessiales; Symbiodiniaceae
Source: the annotation of a GenBank genome assembly
AUGGAUCUCUCAGGCGGUUCGCUGAUUCCGAUCGGACGACCACCGGACUUUGCUCCUGACGCGCGCCGCCGCCUUCAGAGCGUCCGCUGCGGCGGGGCGAAGCGGAAGCUGGCCGACGGCACGGCCGGGAAGCCCAGCGGAGUCCCUGAUGCCGCGAUGAUCUUGAGCGCCGCCAGCCAGAACCUAACCGCGAAUGUUGCCCAGGAUCUGAGCAAGUUCUUUGACACGGUUGACUGGCAGUUGAUGAGGCUUUUCUACGAGACAGUGCUAAGCAUGGUGGUGAACCCCGACGGCAGCAAGACCAUGCCGGACGGCACCCUGGUGCCCGCCGACGCCGAGGAGCAGAAGCUGCGCGAGGACACGGCGGGGAUGAUGCGGGAGUCGCGGGAGUCGGUCUGCGGCGGGUAUCAUUGCGACAUGGUGUCCACGAACUUGGCCUUCCUCCUGUGGCUUUCCUCUUUGGUCGUCCCCCGGUUUUGGGACCUCGGCCCGAACUACGUCCCGCUGCUGGCGCUCGGGGCCUUCGCAAACUUCUUCGCCGCGGCCACCACGCGCUUCAACGACUCGGGCAUGUCCAGCGGGCUCAGCUUCUUUCUGCCGCCUUUCUUCAUGGUCAGCCCGCUGGUCCUCCUGCUGGGCGGAAUUCCCACCAUGCUGUGGGCAGGCGCCGUGUGCGGGCACGCUGCGGCCGGGCUGCCGCUGCUGGGCGCUGCUCUGUUGAGCUGCUUCGUGGUGCUCCAAGGCGUCUUCUUCCUUGACUGCUGGGUCUGGGUGCCGCAGACGGGGUACUUGGGCGGCGCCGGCAGCUCGGAGGACUUUGGGUCCUCCUACCCUCGGGCCGGCUUCCUGCCGGCCACCUUCGCCGCUAGCUUCCUGGUGUCGCUGGCGGCUGCGUGGGGCUUGAAUGCCACAGAGCUCCAGGCCUUGGCCCUGGCGGUGCUGGUGGUGGGCCUUUGCUUGCUGCGGCUCUUCUGUGGGCCGCUUGCCCUGACGCGUCUGACGCAGCGCAUCCCGAGCUUCUCCUGGCCCAGUCUGACACGCGCCCGCGAGCGAAGGAAGAAGCAGGAGGAGCUGGAGGCCAAGGCCAAGGCCGAGAAGGAGGCGGCAGAGGAGGAGAAGAAGAAGAGGGCUGCGGAGGCCGCCGCCGCCAAAGAGCGCGAGGCCCAGGAGCGCAAGAAGGCACUGGAAGAGCUGGAGGAUGCCGAUCGGGAGGAGGAGCUCAAGAAACUCGAGGAGGAGCUGGCCCGGGAGGAGGAGGUGCGGCUUCAGAAGGAGCACGAGGAGGAGGAGCUGGAGGAAGAGGAAAGAGACAAGGCGCUGCUCGAGGAGAUGGGAUACGACGAGGACGACGUGGAGGAGCUGACGGAGGCCUUCCGGACCUUCGACAAGGACGGCAAUGGCUUCAUUGACAAGAAGGAGCUCGCUGCUGUGAUGGCCAGCUUCGGAGAGGAAUAUGAUGAUGAGGAGCUCGAUGAGAUGAUGCAAGAAGCCGACACCGAUGCCGACGGAAAGAUCAACUACGUGGAGUUUGCCAAGAUGAUGCUGAGCUGCGGCCACGAGAUAGACCAGUGUAGGGUUGCAGAGCUGCUCACGCGGAGUGAGCGUCCGGUCAAGCAGCACUUUCGGAGGGAGGACGGCCGAAAGAUGCCAAGGGACUGGCUGGAGGUUUUCCAGGGGUGGCUUCAAGCCGCUCGCUUCCCCGCCUGCUCUGCCGAGCUCAAGAAAGAACGCACGAACCGCAGGAAGGCCAAAGCGGAGAAGGUGGAGAAGGAGGAGCCGGCCGCGGAGCCGGAGCCCUGGGUUUGCCCGGAGUGCGAGCAGGAGAAUCCGCCGGAGGAGGCCGCCUGUGCUGCCUGCGAGGCGCCGCGGCCCGUGGUGGCGGACGCUCGCUUCGAGAACUUCGCUGUGGGCCUGGUGCAGAGCUGCGAGCCCGUGCCUGGGAAGGACAAGCUGAAGAAGCUAGAAGUGGACGUGGGAGAUGCGGAGCCGCUGAAGAUAGUGACCAACGCAUCCAACGUCAAGGACGGGAGCCGCGUGGUGGUGGCGAAGGUGGGGGCCAUCAUCGAGGGCGAGCCUUUGAAGAAGGCCACGGUGGGCGGUUGCCCCUCCGAGGGCAUGCUCUGCGUGAGAAGGGCGAUAGGCGGGAUUUGCCUGUGUCGCAUUGGUUUGUUUUCAGACUGA